AUGGACAUCACCGAGGACACAAUCCCCGAACUCCAGCCUAUCUAUUCUUUCCUCAACAGCCACUCCAACAAGCUGUACCAAGAGGGCUAUUUCCUCAAGCUUGAUGACCAGAACACACAGGGUAAACCCAACCCUGAUAGAACCUGGUCUGAAUGUUUCGCCCAACUUGUCGGUACCGUCUUGUCGCUAUGGGAUGCCUCAGAGCUUGAUGCUGCCGGCGAAGAUGGCGAGGUUCUGCCCAAGUUUGUCAACUUGACUGAUGCAUCGAUAAAGAUGAUCGAAUCCUUGCCUACAAGGUCUGCCGACGAACAGCCCCUGCAGAAUAUCUUGAGUAUCUCCACAGCUGGAAGAAACCGAUAUCUGCUUCACUUCAAUUCUCGCCACUCCCUGUUGCAAUGGACCGCCGGUAUCCGACUGGCCAUCUUUGAGCACUCCUCGUUGCAGGAGGCCUACACCGGUGCUCUCAUUGCUGGUAAGGGUAAGUCGCUCAACAAUAUUGGUGUCAUCAUGGAGCGGGCAAAGUUCCCCACCGAAGAAUGGGUUAGAGUCCGAUUCGGUGCUGGUGUACCUUGGAGACGAUGCUGGUGUGUUAUCACCCCUCCCGACGAGAAGCAGUAUGCAAAGCUUCAAAAGGAACUUAAGAAGAGGUCUCCAUAUGAUCGAUCACCGGUUCCCACACUCAAGGGAAACAUCAAGUUCUACGACGAGAGGAAGGAUGGCAAGAAGCAGAAGAAAGCGCAACCAAUUGCCACUAUCACUGACGCUUAUUCGGCUUAUGCAAUCUAUCCCCAGGCAAAGUCUUUGAUUGAAGCGUCAACUCUGCUGAAGGUUGAGGGCAGCAUUUCUAUUCACACUGAUCCUCCUUCCUCCACUGAAGGUUUCGUUUUCAUCAUGCCAGAGACCCGGCCUGCUGUCACCGGAUUCGAGAUGUUGCUGCGUUUUCUCUUCCCCACAUGGGAUACCUUUGGUCUUUAUGGUCGUCCCGGGAGACUGGUCGCCAGUACACUGGAUUCCAGAUCCCUCAUGUUUGCCAUGCCAAAGAGUCGGCGUUAUGGCUACCUCGAGAAUCUCGACGUUUCCAACUUGAUUCUUGAGGAUGGCAGCUCGAACUGGGGUGAGCGAGAUUGGAGAAAGAAGCUAAAGGAAUCUACUGGCACUCGUAUGAACGCCGUGGAUGAUGCACCUGCAACGCGCUCUCGAAGCAACAGCCGAAAGAGCGUUAGGUUGAGCUUUGGGGAUGGCCCUCCCACUCUCAAAACCAACUCGGACCAGCAAGUUCCCACCAGGUCUUCACGAUCUUUCUCCUUAGGUGAGCGCGCUCGAACAGACUCCGCUCCUGCGGAUCCUGCUCGGGUAGCUCUUGGAAGCCAUGGCCGUAACUCAUCUGACCCCAACCAACUUGGUGGUCCUCCCUUCCGCCCCGAUGCCAAUGGCAACAGCCCUUACUCCGCCUCGCCACAGCGUGGCCAGACUCCUGUUGGGAACCAGGCUUCGCGAGACCAGAGUCCUGCUUACCAGAACGAACGUGGGCCUAAUGGUUCGCCACCUCUGAAAGACCUGGAUGGAAUGCGCCAGAUGCACACUCCCGAGCCUGUUUCGCGCCCUCCUGCUUUCAGCCAUGGCUCUCAAGGCAGACCCGUCAGCAGAGCUUAUCACUCACCUGAGCUCAGACGAGCUAACAGUAGGCUUUCCGUUACUACUCUAGCCCAGCUUUCCUCAGCUGGAGGAAUGGGCGGACCGAAUGAUUCGAGACCUUCUCCAGGGGAAGAUGAGGUGGACGCUGCAAGAUCUGGACCAUCGGUACUGCCACCACACGCCAACUCCGUAGGGAUAUCUGCUAACGACAACCGCUCGCGUGAAGUUUUAAGCCCGACAAAUCAGGAUCCCUCUUCCAACAAUCUCCCUCCCCCAGCCAACUUAUCUCAACAGCGCUCUCGAUCACCACUGGGCCAGCCCCCUCUCGGGCCACCUAGUCCUUAUGGCCGCGGGCCAAACUCGCGCCCUGGAACUUCGGUAGGUCGACGAUCCCCGAUGCCUCCAGGUAUGCCCCCUCAACAACGUCCUCUUCACCCGCAAAAUGGCAAUCGUCGCCCUGAUAUGGGGCCAGAUGGGCGACGCCCUUCGGAUACUCGACGACCGGGACCUGACGGAAGAAGACCCUCUGACCCUCGAGGCCCUGGUUUCGACGGCCAUCGGCCUUCUGAACCGCGAGGUCGUGGAAAUGGGCCACCUCCCGGGCAUGGACAUCCACCUCCUGGUCCUUACGGCAACUACCGUCCCGGUCCAGGUCAUCCUCCUGGACCCCCUGGGCCUCCUGGCUCAUACGGACCACCAGGAUCCCGCCCUAAUGGGCCUCCGAACGGGCCUCCAAACGGGCCUCCCAAUGGUGCCCAGGGACAAAUGGCUCAUCGGAAGCCUGUACCAGGACACAUGCCUGGUCCCCCGCCACCUGGGCCCGCACAAUUUGAGAAUACCAAGGGUAACACUAUGUCCGGCAGCAGCGCCAUCACCACAAACGAGAUCAUCGAUCACUAUGCGUACGAUCAAGGCCGACAGACACCUCGCCAAGGAACCCCAAACUCUGAAAGGCGGCCACAACUACCUGGCAGACUGGAGAGUAAUCAAAGCAGUCAAUACGAUGACCACUCUCCUGCAACCAGCCUCAGGAACUUUGUAGAUUCAUACGAGUACCAAGAACCUAAGCCACGUGCUGGUGUGCUGAAGACUGUCGGCGGCGCCGAAGAAACAGACAAAGAGUUUGAUAUCCCAGAUAUCAACUUCGGUCCAACCAUCAACUAUGGUGCUACUAAGAAUAGGCCCCAUACGCCUGGAGGUCAUGGACCAACCCCCCCUCACAAGUCUUCAGCCUCUCAGGGAUCCGUCGGCCAAAAAGAGUCUCCGGAUUCGAAGCGAACGAUGGCCUGGUCACCAGGUGGAACAGCUCCUCCAGCCAGCACUCAUGGACUGAGUGCCGAAGAGUUUGUGCAGCACAGGGCGGCCCAUGCCCGAACCGCAUCUAGCAACAGCAUCGGUGGCAACCUCCCGGGCACUCCUGGGCCUGGGAUAAAGCGAAACAGCUCCUCCGACAUUCUACAGGCUAUUCAAAACGGCCGUCACUCUCGAAAUACAUCGGCUGAUUUGCUUCAGCGACCUGGAUCGCGAGGCGCAAACUCGACGUUGAACUUUGCAAGCUCUGGGGAAACUUCAAGCCAUCUGAGUGCACGAGAGCAAGAACAAAUGGCCCGUUUAACUGGCCAGCCUCUGCUUAGUAUGCAAGGACAUCAAAGACAAGGAUCGCAGGGGUUCUCGCCUGGUCACCAGAGGCAGGCUUCCUCAGGUUCAGGCUUGGUUGGUGCUAUUGAGGCCCGGGAACGGGAGAAGCAGCAGAUGAAGCAAGGGAUGAACAGCCAAGCGGUCCAACAAGCGAUUAGCCAACGGCAACAACAGCAGGCUGCUAUGGCGUAUCAGCAGCAGAUGGCACAACAACAAAUGGCUCAACAGCAAAUGAUCCAACAACAACUCGCUCAGCAACAGCAAAUGGCAUAUCAACAGCAAGCCCAGCAGCAGCAGCAAAACUAUCAACAAGCAUACCAGCAGCCAAUGAUGGGUGCCGGCAACAUGCCUGCAUACAGCCCCAUGGGCCAAGCUCCUGGCCAGUACACGCCGGGUGGCUCCCAAUACGGACCAGCAUCUCAACAGAUGGGAGGGCACGGACAGCCGAAUAGUUUCUCACGACCGAUGCGAGCUGCUCAACAGGUCGAUCCUCGCUUCGUGCCACCUCAAGGUCAAUACGGCUCAACACCGCCUGGAACACAACAGGCGUCUCGCAGUGUCCAUCCACAGUUCCAAGGACAAGCGUUCUAGUCGGGAUUUAGGAAGAAGCUCCAGUCAAGUCAGCAUGGAACUAUUUAUGGGUAUCGCAUGAUCACGGCGACUCGGAGUACAGACGAAACGGACGCAUACAUCAUACGGCGUUUUGGGCAUGUAGGAACAUGAUUUGACGGUCAUGGGUUGAAAUCAAUUUGCAUACCAUACUCUUGGGUAUACAGAGAAGAGUUGCAUUAUCUUGGGUGUUUUCGCAUCAUAUUCAUUUAUCAUAGAGUCAUUAUCAAGCUAGUUAGCAUACAAUAUUCUGUUUCCUUACAAUACUUAUUUGACUGAACUACAAACA
Messenger RNA from Fusarium graminearum PH-1, 4171 nucleotides. RefSeq lists its product as uncharacterized. The record is from RefSeq and is a predicted model, not a curated record. NCBI's taxonomy places the organism in Eukaryota, Fungi, Ascomycota, Sordariomycetes, Hypocreales, Nectriaceae. The coding region runs from base 1 to 3864 and encodes 1287 amino acids. The transcript is spliced from 3 exons.